AUGGAUCGCUUGAAAACGAAAAGGACUGUACUGCGAGGGAGGACCACUCGAAUCAUCAACGAAAGCAAAGCUCUUCUUUCAUCUGAGACCGCCAGCGCUGAGGAGCUCACCGUUCUACUAGAUCGCCUCACCAUUUGCAGUACCGACUUGAAAGACGUCGACACCCAGUUGGAGACGCUCAUUCCAAUCGAAGAUCUUCAACAGGAGUAUGACAGCUGCUUUGGAUACCAAGAGGAAGUAAGCUCAGUAGUCUCAAAAUUGAACUACAGACUUCGACAAGUUGAAGCUCCUGCUUUGCAGACCAUGACAUCGCAAACUGAGAGGAACACUCAGUCCUUGAGGGAGUCAACGAGAUCUGGAAUUAAGUUACCAAAGCUCCAGCUCCAAAAGUUCAAUGGCGAGCCCACACUGUGGCCAAGCUUCUGGGAGCAAUACUUAAGCAGCAUACAUGAAAACGCUACCCUUUCCAAGAUCGAGAAAUUCCAGUACCUGAGAUCUCUUCUCAUUGGACGGGCGUCUGCUGCGAUUGAGGGACUCCAGGCCACGGAAGCUUGCUAUGAUGAUGCAUUGGAGUUGCUGAAAAAACGUUUUGGUGAUAGACAGAAGAUAGAACACGAGUAUUUCUCCCGUCUGCGUCAACUUUCCCAUAUUCGCUCUUCGAACGAUACUGGUGGACUGAGGAAGAUGUAUGAUCAGACCCAGUCUAGUAUGCGAGGAUUAAAAUCUCUCGGAAUAACUGCUGGAAGUUACGCAGCGAUGAUGAACGACAUUCUCCUGAACGCGUUGCCACAGGACAUGGUUUUGGACUACCAUCGUAGGAAACAGCAACAACCAGCACAACUCGAAAACUCCGAAAGGCAGUUAGAGGAUCUCCUCGAUUUUCUCCAGAACGAAGUCGAAAGCAGAGAAAAGGCGGGAAUAUCUAGCCAGGAUGGAGGAGUUGUGAAACGAAGAGGGAGUCAGAUGAGCCGUCCCAGUGGGCUAGUACUCCAAACGGGUUCUGAGCCGGCCAAGUGCAUCUUUUGCGGCUCUUCGGCGCAUACGACUGAACGAUGCUCUUCUGAUAUGAAUCUGAGUGCCCGAAAAGAGAAGCUCAAAUCUCAGCGAAGAUGUUUCCGAUGCACCUGGGUGGGACAUAUGACGAACCAGUGUGUGAGACGUGUCAAAUGCGAUAAAUGCAAAGGUAGACACGUAACCUCCAUGUGUGACCCGGAGUACAACCCAGCCCAGUCAACUAGCCCUAAAACGCAAACCCGCAGCGCAGUGAUCGCCACGUCCUCAGCCACUUCACGUUCCACGGUUUUGCUACAGACUUUCCGGGCUUGGGUGGUCGCCGACAAGAAGUGCGCAUACAUUCGAGGAUUAUUUGACAGCGGUAGUCAAAGUACCUUUGUGCGAGAGGAUCUUGUUCGCAGCUUGAACUUGCCCGUCCUGAGAGAGGAGGAACUCUCAAUAAGCACAUUUUCCAGUGAUAUGGGGAGGAAACCAGAGAGGCGACGAAUAGUGGAGCUCCAGAUACGAAGCCAGUAUGCCGAGGAGGUAAUAACUAUGGAAGCAAUCGAAAUGCCAGUUCUGUGUCAUGAUCUUCCAUCAGCUUCAGCAGAUGACCGUCACUUGAUUCUACUUCAGGAAGCUGGAGAACAUGUUGCUGACGUCGUAUCGUUCCCAGGCAUACCGCAAGUGAAGGGAAUUUCGGUCCUUAUUGGGUCGGAUCAAAUGUGGAAAUUGCUGAAAGGAGAGAUCCAACGUUACGGGCCAAACGAUGAAAUCGUUGCCAUCAACUCCAAACUAGGAUGGACGUUUCAGGGUCCGACUACCGAACGUUCGCUGAUCGCAAGGCAGGCCUGCAACUAUGUAUCUGUGCUUCGUGUGAGUACACUUUCUGAGGACCUGCGCUGUGACCAGCUUUUAGAACGAUUUUGCAGCCUGGAAGGAGUUGGAAUCGUCCACGAAGAUGAAUCUCCGUCGGCCGAAGGUCAUGCCGUUCUCGAAGAGUUCGAGAAAACACUGAAGAUGAGGGAUGGCAGGUACGAGGUUCAGCUCCCGUGGAAACAGACAGAUUCGCCGUUGAACGACAACUUCGAGAUAGCUAAAACUAGGCUGAAGAAACUUGUGUUCCGACUGAACAAAGACAGACAUUUGAUCGAAGAGUACGACAAAGUUAUACGUGGAUAUCUUCUCAGUGGAUACCCAGAAGAAGUUGCCGUAUCCAACCAAGAACAGAACACUCGGGUUUUCUACAUGCCACACGGAGAAGUUUUCCGCGAAGCAUCUACAACAACCAAGUUGCGUGUAGUGUUCGACGCGUCGUCGCAUGGUCCUGGAAGUACAUCUUUAAAUGACCACCUGGAAACUGGACCAAAGCUUCAAGCGGACAUGCAGGAUAUUCUAAUCAGGUUUAGGAUGCAUCAGAUCGCUAUGAUAGCGGAUAUCGAGAAAGCUUUCCUCCAGAUCAUGGUCCACGAGAGAGAUCGUGAUGCGCUACGAUAUCUUUGGUACCGCGACGUGCCCUUUCGUGAGAUGACGUCUAACGAGCUCUGCGUUCUCAGGAUGAGUCGGGUUUCCUUCGGAACGACCGCGAGUCCUUUCCUCCUGGCUGCAACGCUGCAUCACCACUUUCGUCACAUCACUGACGAUCUAAGGGACACCGCAAGCGACUUGUUAUCCUCAUUUUACGUGGACGACUUGGUAACAGGAGCUGAUAACGUUGAACAAGCCACGAGGAUGCAUCGUCAGGCUUUGGCAGUCAUUGAACAGGCUGGAAUGCGCCUCAGGAAAUGGGCAUCGCAUGAACCCCGGUUAAAGUCUGUGUUCAAAAAGGGUGAGACUGACGAGUCGAUACAUCAGAAGGUACUUGGAAUUCCUUGGAAUACUGAAACUGACAGCUUGAUGCCUAAUUUAGAAGCCGUGAAAACGUUUGUGGCAACUUCACCAGUAACCAAAAGGAACAUACUCCAAGGCACCGCAAGACUGUUUGACCCUUUGGGAUUCCUCAAUCCAUUUACGUUCAGGGCCCGAUCCAUGUUUCAAGACCUAUGGAAGAAAAAGGUUGGAUGGGACGAAGAUAUCCCAUGUGAUGCUCAGCAGAAGUGGAGCGAAUGGUGUAAUGAACUAUCUACAUUAUCAGCACUAGAGAUUCCCCGUUGCGUCGUUCCAGCGAAUGCAUCUGCGUUUCAAAUGCAUAUAUUUUGUGAUGCCAGUCCUCUUGGUUACGGGGCAGUGGCUUACCUGAGAACCGCAAACACAAAGGGCGAGAUUUCAACGCAUUUAAUACUCUCAAAAACUCGUCUAGCACCUAUCAAGCAGCUCUCUCUUCCAAGACUAGAGCUUAUGGGAAUGCUUAUCGGAGCGAGAAUGCUCACUUACCUGCAAAGGACACUGUAUAAAUUACAGUUCGACUAUUUUAUGUGGACCGACUCCAUGAUCGCAUUGUGGUGGAUACGACGCCGGCCAACCGAAUGGAAAGUGUUCGUCAGCAAUCGAGUGAAAGAUAUCCAGAAGUUAGGGAGUCUAAUACGGCAAGACGACGUGCAGAAUUAUAUGGCCACAACUAUGAUCAGCUGGAGGUUCAUGCCGGAAAGAGCACCGUGGUGGGGCGGGUUUUGGGAGAGACUCGUUCGGACCCUUAAACAUGCUCUACGAAGAGUCAUCGGAAAGCAGUCGUUGACGAUCGAAGAAAUGGAAACGGUGCUAGCCGAAGCAGCAGUAAACUCACGGCCCAUCACGUACUUGCAUUCCUCACCCAACGAGACUACUGCUCUGACGCCAGCGCACCUCCUAGUUGGAAAGCGCUUGAUUGCCUUGCCAUCUUCGAAACGACAAGACCCAACCAGAUCAACUACAGAAGCGCUUUCGCGAAGGUGGGUGCACCAGCAAAAGAUAGCUGACCACUUUUGGAAACGUUGGCACAAGGAGUUGCGAUCGGCCCAUGUAUCACGUACCACGCCUUCUCAUUCCAUGAAGGAAGGCGAUCUUGUACUCGUUCAUGAAGAACGAACACCGAGGCAAGUUUGGAAAACAGCACGGAUUGUGAAGUUUCAUCGAGGAAGAGAUGGAGAGAACAGGUCAUGUUCCGUCAAGCUGCCAUCAGGCAGCCAUCAGGCAACAUCACAAGACGACCUGUACAGCAGCUGUACCCAUUCGAGGAUCAUCUCCAAUGUGCUAGUGACGCCCAUUCCGGGGGGGAGGAUGUUGCGGAAUGAGACCUGCAGCGCGAACCGUGCUUGA
This is a messenger RNA of Ornithodoros turicata, 4227 nucleotides long. RefSeq lists its product as uncharacterized. The transcript has a single exon. Gene Ontology annotation, molecular function: nucleic acid binding. The record is from RefSeq and is a predicted model, not a curated record. Bases 1 to 4227 code for a protein of 1408 amino acids. Lineage: Eukaryota; Metazoa; Arthropoda; Arachnida; Ixodida; Argasidae.